AUGGUGCUUCUGGUCGAUGGGGGACGCGCCGCCCGCCUGCAUGGACGGUCCCCCAUCUUGAGGAUCAAUGGUCCCCCCACUGUGGGGCUGCGGGCACAGCGGAGGCUCCCCGAGGCUCGGGCCCAGCGAGAGGCGGCCUACCCACCCCCCGCCGGCUGUGGCGGGCAAGACUGGGCCACGUCCCCCGUUUAUAGAAGCAGAGACCAAGGCUCGGAGGCGCUCCGCAGCUGCCCAGCUCCUCGGCGCGCUCUCCUGGGCUCAGCCGCACCUCUGCCCCCGCCCCACAGGGACCACGGUCCUGUGGCCCUGGCCCUCGUCCCAGCAGCCACACUGGAGGAAGAAGCCCUCUGCUCCUCACUGACCGGCGGUAACGGCAGACAUGAUCAGCGGCCAGUGGCCCUCACUUUGGGCAGCGUAGGCCUGAGGGUGCCCAGAGGGCAGUCGGCCCUGGAUGCCCGUCUUGCCUACCCCGGGGCCCUAUGUGCUGAGGGACACGGGGCAUUCACACAACCCCACUACAUGGGCUGCGGUGCCAGGCCGCUGGAGGGCAGGCCCCCGAGGGCGGCCAGGACCGGAUCCCCAGUCGACCCAGACGGACGUGGGCGCAAUCAAGACCUCGCCUCUCGAUUCGGCUCAGCCGGGGCUCCCCCACCCCGGAGCCCAGCCCACAGGGAGGCCGCGGACAUGGCCCCCGGGAGCGGCUUAGCCGCGGUUCCCCGGGUCAGUGUCAGCCCAGCCCCAGCCCGGUAG
Molecule: messenger RNA, 750 nt
Organism: Rangifer tarandus platyrhynchus (Svalbard reindeer)
Lineage: Eukaryota; Metazoa; Chordata; Mammalia; Artiodactyla; Cervidae
Source: the annotation of a GenBank genome assembly